Messenger RNA from Durio zibethinus, 2332 nucleotides. RefSeq names its product glucan endo-1,3-beta-glucosidase 8-like. NCBI's taxonomy places the organism in Eukaryota, Viridiplantae, Streptophyta, Magnoliopsida, Malvales, Malvaceae. The record is from RefSeq and is a predicted model, not a curated record. Gene Ontology annotation, molecular function: hydrolase activity, hydrolyzing O-glycosyl compounds. Gene Ontology annotation, biological process: carbohydrate metabolic process.
UCUCACUCUUAGUAUUAUUUUCAACGUCAUCGUCCAUGCAAAUUAAUGUUUUGCGUGCAUAUAUUGUUUUUUGUGGUGAUUUGAUUUUGUAGUUUUAAGGGUUUAAUCAAAUGGACUAUUAUUAAUUUACUCUCUCUCUCUCUCCUUCAAGUCUCAGCCUUUUUUGAUCUGUUAACUUUUCUCUUCUGAUGUACUUUUGGUUUUUGGAAAUUCACAUUCUAUUUGAAAUGCAAUCACAUAAUUUUUUUCUCUGCCAAAUUUGAAAUUGUCUCUUUGAUUCUGUUCUUCCCAUCCCCUCUUUCUUCUCUGUUCUUCAACUCCUCUUUUCUCAAAACUCCCUUUCUGUUUUAAGAUUUGCUUCAAAACCCACCUUCUAUAUUCAGUGAACUUUCAAUCUUGUCCCUUUGAUUCCCCCAAAAAACCAUUUCUGUUUCUGCCUUGCUGGGUUUUUUUUUUUUUGGUAUAAAUUUUCUAUUUUUUUUCAGGAUAUUUAUAUUCUUUUUUUUCUCUUAUCUUUCAGUUUCGUUUAUUGGAUUCUUUUUGUUUUUCUCUCUCUCCCAUGAUCACAAAAAUUGCUUGAUUUUCGGUUGAUAACUUCAUUAAUAGAUAACAGUUAAAACCACAUAACAUAAACCCUUGCUUUUUUUUCUUUUGCUAACUCCCUCGCUUUUUCCCAGACUUAAGCUUCACAAACUUUCAAAAUUUUCAUUAAAAAGCCAAAUAAAAUAUGGGUAAUUCUGGAUUUCUAGGAAUGUUAUUAACAAUAUUCCUUUGUCUUUUUUGCUUUGAUGGUUUUGUUAAUGGUCUUGGGGUGAAUUGGGGUACCAUGGCAACCCAUAAACUGCCUCCCGAAACAGUGGUUCAGAUGUUAAAGGACAAUGGGAUAAAAAAAGUGAAGCUUUUUGAUGCAGAUUCAAAUACUAUGAGUGCUCUUGCAGGAACUGACAUCGAAGUCAUGGUUGCUAUUCCUAAUGAUCAGCUUCUUGCUAUGAAUAGCUAUGAUCGUGCUAAACAAUGGGUGACGAGGAAUGUCACAAGAUAUAACUUCAAUGGAGGUGUUAAAAUUAAGUAUGUAGGUGUUGGCAAUGAGCCAUUUCUCACAUCCUACAAUGGCUCAUUCAUAAACAUCACAUUCCCUGCACUUCAGAACAUUCAAAAUGCACUUAAUGAUGCUGGUGUUGGAGACUCCAUAAAGGCUACUGUGCCCUUAAAUGCUGAUGUCUACAACUCACCAAAUAACAACCCUGUUCCAUCCGCUGGCCGGUUCCGAAGUGAUAUCAGUGGAAUUAUGACGCAAAUUGUCAAUUUUCUAAGCAAUAACAGUGCACCUUUCACCGUGAACAUCUAUCCCUUCCUCAGUCUAUAUGGAAAUGACAACUUCCCCUUUAAUUAUGCUUUCUUUGAUGGAGGAAACCCUAUUGUCGAUAAUGGGAUUCGGUACACUAAUGUUUUCGAUGCCAACUUUGACACAUUGGUUUCAGCUCUGAAAGCAGUAGGGCAUGGGAACAUGACCAUUAUUGUUGGGGAGGUAGGUUGGCCCACAGAUGGAGACAAGAAUGCCAAUUUGGCUAAUGCUCAGAGAUUUUAUAAUGGGCUUAUGCCUAGACUUGCAGCCAACACUGGCACGCCUCUGCGGCCAGGAUAUAUGGAAGUUUACUUGUUUGGCCUUAUAGAUGAGGAUGCCAAGAGCAUUGCUCCUGGAAAUUUUGAGCGUCAUUGGGGAAUCUAUAGGUAUGAUGGGCAGCCUAAAUUUCCACUUGAUCUUUCUGGUCAGAAUCAAAAUAAGUUUCUUAUUGGUGCUCAGAAUGUCGAAUAUCUUCCUAAACAAUGGUGUAUGUUUAAUCCAAAUGCUAAGGACCUCAGCAAACUUGCAGACAACAUAAACUAUGCUUGCACCUUCUCAGAUUGCACAGCACUUGGAUAUGAAUCUUCUUGUAACAACCUCGAUGUCAAUGGAAAUGCUUCCUACGCAUUUAAUAUGUACUAUCAGGUGCAAAAUCAGAAUGACCUGGCCUGUAAUUUUCAAGGUCUGGGCAUGGUCACUACACAGAACCUCUCUCAAGGGAGUUGCAAUUUUAUCAUUCAGAUUGCGUCUUCUUCUUCUUCAUCUUCUAUCGGUCCCUCACUGCACCUAAACUCUGCCGGUCUUCAAGUUUUCCCAAACCUAGCCGGUAGUGAAUGCAUCGUUUCCUGUCAGGAACCUUCAAAUUCUAGUGGAAGAAUGGUACCUCAAUAUGCCAUAAGGUACCAUUCUAGUUUCUUAUUGUUCUUUGGUGCUUAAAGGUUGAGAUUAUAUCAUUCUAACAUAGCAGGAAGCAGUUUCUGAUCACUG